AUGUUGGACGCCACUCAACUGUCGUACUAUAAUCGAACCGUCGUGCUGACCCUUUUUUUGUACCCACCUCGCCGACACUACUCUAAAGGGGGUUAUCAAAGCUCCCGAAGUGGAGGCGUCGUUCUCUCAAACACUCUUACUUCAACACUGACCUUUCCUGAAACAGCACUAAGCAGCCAAGCAUCACGACUUCACGACUUCACCGAGAAUCAUCAGGCACAUUGUUAG
Molecule: messenger RNA, 228 nt
Organism: Bipolaris zeicola 26-R-13
Lineage: Eukaryota; Fungi; Ascomycota; Dothideomycetes; Pleosporales; Pleosporaceae
Exons: 1
Coding region: 1-228 (75 amino acids)
Source: RefSeq, a predicted model, not a curated record